Messenger RNA from Ictidomys tridecemlineatus (thirteen-lined ground squirrel), 1287 nucleotides. The record is from RefSeq and is a predicted model, not a curated record. NCBI's taxonomy places the organism in Eukaryota, Metazoa, Chordata, Mammalia, Rodentia, Sciuridae.
UGCAGCCCGGCACCAAGACAAGGGAAGCCCCUUGUCUCACCCAAGACAAGGGAAGCCCCUCGGCCUCAAACCCACCUGGGCCAUGCAGUGUGUCCAGGCCAGCCCAAGACGUCUCAGGGCCCCGUACGGCUGCCCGGGCCACCCGUGGCUCUGGAGGAGGAAGGAGGAUUAAUCAGAAACACCAGAGCCAGAUGGGUGGCCAGCGGCUAAAAGGGAAAGACUCCAAAGGGACAGACAGGGCUGUCAAGUGUCACAGCCCGGAGGCCCCGCGGUGGGCGGGACAGCUGUGUGAGUGGCCGCAACCUGCCACGCCCCGGGCAGCCCGGGUGACCCAGCUGAGGUCACGGGACGGUCAGCUUUCCUCCAUGGCGAGAAACGCCUGAGAAAUGGAGUUAAAAUGAGGGAAGGUUCCUUUUAACCCCCAGUCUGGGAGGCUGCGGCGGUGGUCAGCCGGGCCUGCUGCUUGGGGCCGUGGUGAGGCAGGGCAGAGGAGGCCCGUCCCCUGGGGGUGGGACCUGGGAUGGCGCCUGCUGGGCCAGCGCUCUGUGGCUGGGCUGGGGCAGAGAAAGGGGCACCGAAGAGGGCCAUUGGCACUGCUGCCCGGCUCCACACGGCCACCACCGCGGUCCAGCCAAGGGUAGAGGGAGGGUCUCUCCUCCAGGCCAGCGCCGUGUACACCGACUGGACCAGGGACCCUGCCCGGCUCACAGGCCCGGCCUCAUUGGCCAGGCCUAGGACACCACCAUGGUACUGGACGUUGCCAUGACUGGCACCUCCAUCAAACCCACGGGGGAAUCAGGCCACGCUCUCGCUAGUGACCUUUGCCCCACCUACGGUAGUAAAGAAACGGCGACCCAGAGAAGGUCAGCGGAGGACCGUUCUCCCGUUUGGAAGAGGCCUUCUGUGCCUGCUGAGGCCUCAAGCCUGGCCCUGCCCGCGUCCACUGCCCCAGGCGCUGCCCAUGCCCACUGCCCCAGCCUCAGCGGGCCUCCUGCCUGGUUCACAAGGCCAGCUGCAGAGGAGGGAGCUGGCCCUGGGGCAGCCGGGCCCGAGGAUCCGUCUCUGACGCUUGGAGUGGACGCUGAAAACCGGCCCAACCCUCAGAGCCUUCUGACACAAGACCAGCCUCCGUCAGUCCCAGGUGGCCCCGCGGGCCCCGCCCACAUCCCCCCUCUUCCCAGCUUGCCUGCGCCUUGUGAUGAGGAGCUCACUACCUACAGCAGCCGGAUGGAUCUGCCGUCUGACACCUCUGUUUCCCUGCAGGCACCUGGGCGGGCGGGAAGCUAG